Leptomonas pyrrhocoris is the source of this 3934-nucleotide messenger RNA. RefSeq lists its product as hypothetical. The coding region runs from base 239 to 3934 and encodes 1231 amino acids. The transcript has a single exon. Lineage: Eukaryota; Euglenozoa; Kinetoplastea; Trypanosomatida; Trypanosomatidae. The record is from RefSeq and is a predicted model, not a curated record. Gene Ontology annotation, molecular function: protein binding.
GAAGCGUGCGGCUUCACUCGAUUCAUCUGUGCAAAGCAUCCGCGAGCCAGACGCGCUUACCAGCGAGAGUGAAGGGCGUACUGAGUGGUUUUUGCCUCCGUGGUACCAUAUCGGGCGUUCGGUCAAUCAAAGCAUCGACCUCUUCAUCAAUAUUCAUUUUAUUUAUUUAUAGUGGUAUUUACUUCUUCAGUCUAGUAGCGAAGUGGAGACCCUCCCACGGCGCUCAUCCAUCUAUACGAUGUUCUCUGCACUUGUUGUUCGCGACGUGCCCGUCGUGCAGGCCCGCUCGCACGCCUCCGCUCCUGCAGGAAAGAAUCCCCACUGCUCCGUGUGCCCUCCGCGGCCGGUGUCCGUAACAGACGAACGAACCACAAAAGCGGCUGCAGCCUCCUUGCCUCACAGUGCCGGCGCCGUCUCUGCCCAAACUCGCGCCGCCACUCGCGGCAUAACGGACGUGAUGGAUGACAUCUUCCACACCUACACCGGCGUGAACUCGUGGGCAGCCUUCUCGCGGAUUCAGGAAGAGGGGGCAGGGCUGCGUCAGCAACUGCAGAACGGCGCCGUGUUUGAGCACCCGGCGGUGCAGCCCGUCACCUCUGCUUUUCUGACGGAGUGGACUAAGAAGAUGCGCGCAUUGCAAGCGAGUCGCACCUGCGCCGUUGGGGCAUCGGCCGAUUCUCCCUCGCCUGUGCCCCCAAAACGAAGUACACACAAGAGGUUUUCGCGCAUCAAGAAGCAAGCAAGUGGGCCGGUGGAGGAUGCAUCCUCCAUGGAGAAGGAGUUGGAUGUAACGGAAGCGGACAACGCUGACGGCGAGGAGGCGGAGGAGGACGGUCUGCUCCCGCGGUGGGACGACAUGGAGCCCACGCGGCGGUGUGGCCCCUCCGUGCUGCGCGCCAUCCGCGGUGCCGUUCGCACGUACUUCAAGGCUCUGCUGCACCUCGUCACCCUCGCUGAGCGGUUUGCGGGCCGCUGGGGUCACCUUUCGCCGGGCGAGUUGAAGGGUCUGCACGUCGCCAUGGCACACGAAAAGGCCGCACACGUGCCUGCGGGCUUUCUUUUUUCCACUUUUACUGAGUUGAACGUGACAGAGGAACGACUGGGCAACGCGGUGGGCGAGUUGGCCCGGUGUGACCGCAUGGAAGUGCUCCGGCUGAACCGCAACCCUGGCUUAACACAGCUGCGAACGCUUCCCCCGCACUGUCGCGUGGUGGUGGCCAGCGGAUGCCACCUAAAAUCGUUCUUGUACCCUCCCGUCCUUAACCCAACGAACACGCCUUUCAUUUACACGUCGCUCACCACUCUCGGGCUCGCCUACAAUCAGCUGCGCGAUGUAAGUUUUAUUGCCCUUCUCCCCGCAUUGACGUUGCUCGACGCGUCCUUCAACUGCAUGACGGACAUCGACGCCGUCGUGCGGGAUGUGGCGGUGCACGACGCACUGGCCGAGGUCACUUUCCAAGGCAACCCAAUCUCCUUUCUAGACACGUAUCGCACGACUGUUAUUCGCGGGUGCGUGCGUCUGGACAGGCUCGACCGCGUCGCCAUCACCAGCGAGGAACGCACGCUUAGCUUUCAGAAGAUGCUGUUCAGCGAGCACGCGGCCGACGCAGGUGCGACGAUGGAGCACGUAUCUGUCGAAGGGGCAGCACCGAAUCAAAAGGCGGGGCAGCGAGCACCGGCCAUUCACAAGCUGACGCUACCUGCGGUGGUGGGAACGGAGAUUGGCAACGCGGCGCACGAGGCGGUGUCGUCAGGCAUAGACCAAGUCUCGCGAUCGAUCAAGUCUUCUGUGCAGAGGCGCUCUACCACCUCUGCGACGUCGCAGAUCUCCCUCUCCGCUGCCGCGAUUGAAGAGAGUGCGCAGCCGCUGCCCCUGUCCGCCGAGGCGGCACUGCGCACGACGAUAGUGGCGGAGAUGGAGCUGCUCGUCUUGCGCGGUCUGAGCACGUUGGAGCCUGUCGUGCCGGCGCACACCAUCGAGGAGCUGCUGCCGUCCUCUGCCUUUGUGUACGAGCUGGCGGGACUGGGCAACCCCGCGGCUGCCGCAGCGUCCUCGCAAGGGGGGAGCGACGUGCUGUCCAGCCCGUUCACCACGCCGGCGACGUCGAGGGUGCUGUCGCCACUCCUCGCACCCCUCUCUGCACAGAACUCUCCUGGAAGUCGGAAAGUAAAGGCGAGCACGGCGGCGGACAUCGGUGGUGGUCGACUUGGUGCCCCGCUUGGGACGCGCGGCAACACCUUUGGCGCCACCGUCACCUCCGGCGGGAAGCGCGUGGCGGCUGCGCUGCCGCUCUAUGAAGUAGCAUCGCGGGUGUGCAUCGAAGGCUGCUGGGGUGGUAGCGACGGCGUGGGUGCGGUGCUUGGCACCCCUGAGACCAAGCAUGAAGAUCCCGCCGACCGGAUGAGCAGUCCGGCAAACGCUGGUGUACAAGUAGAGUUUGAAGUUGGUCUUGCGACACCGCCUUUGGUCGCCCCACAGCGCAACGGUGUGCGUCACGGUGCUAACAUGCCUCUCAUUUCGUCCGCCUCCGCAGCAAAGCAGCGCAGAAAGGGUGCCUCCCCCGUUUGUGCCAUCGCUGGUGGUGGUGCUGGUGGUGCGACUGGUGCCUACGGCAACGCCGCGAGCGGCGGGUUGUCGGGCGUUCGAGACCCGUUCGUGCUCUCGAAGGCAUCGCCGGAUGGCACGGCGGCCCGGCACAGCUCGCUGUCCGACACCGGCGUGUACACAGCGCAGCUGCCCCUCACCCCCAACCUCGUCACCGCCUUGCAGCAGCCGCUGUUGCUCCAUGUGACGGUGGAGGACACCUUCCGUUAUGUGGAGGGGCCCGCGCUGAGGGCGGUGGCGGAGAUCAGCGCGCCUGCCAGUGCGCGCGGCAGCUCUGCGAAUCGCGGCGGUGCCUCCGUUAACGCCGGGCGGGGCUCGCGUGACGGGUCCGCGUGGCCGCCGCGACACUCGCCGGCCACCUCGCUGAGCGUUUCACCGUUUCCAGAGGCGGUGGUGACGGCGGUGUCUGGGCCGGGGCAGAGAGCGAAGGAGGCAGCGGCGGCGGUCGACGUCGCCGACGAGGCCGCGGUGGAGGUUCAGCGACGCAGAAUUGGUAUCAUCCGGCUGAAUCCUUUUGAUCUUUUCACCGGCAGUGGUGGCGAGGUGGGUGGCACCUCCCUCAGCCGUGCGGCACCCAACGUGGCCGGGCUUUCGAGUGGUUCGCCAGCCGCUACAAAUACGACGACGACGUCUGGUGUGCCACUCCCGCACAGCCGCGUGCUGUUUCUGCACGACGCCGCGAUGGAGGUAGACCUGUUGUCGAUUCGCGAGAUGCGGCACGAGCUGCAGCAGCGACAGCGCCAACUCCAAGAGGCACUCCUCGCCUACAACGCUUUGUGGGAGCAGGGGGUGGAGCCAGCCGGGGAGAGGAAAAGUCGCGGUGGGGCGGUGGCAGACGGUCCGCUCGACGCCGCUGUUCCGUGUUUCUCCUUGGACGGUGCAGUUACCAGCAGCGGGACUGCUGCCACGCCAGGCCAAAGCUCGCCUCGAACAGGCAGGCGAACCGUGAAUUCACCUCUCGCGGCUCCCUCGAUUGCUCCAGUGUUCGUAGCGGGUACCGUGACACCGCCCUCAAAGCCCACUUCUCGCGCUAGUCGCAUGAGUAUGGCUCCUCAAUCCAAUCUUCAGUUGCUCCAGCUUCACGCAAACUUGAAGGAGCAGCAAAUCAGCGUGGUGCGGCAGGCGGUGCGCAUUAUGGCCGUGCAAGCACGAUUGGCGGAGUUGGAAAGGGCGACGAUGUGCGCGGAUGUGCGGCUGUCGAUCGGUCGUGGGCCGUCGCCGCCGCCGUCAAACAGCGCCGACGCCGCGCUCGAUGCGCUUCGGUACCGGGUGGAAGUCCCGCUGACUCGCAAAGGCCGUCCGCAGCCGCCAAAGUCGCAUCGGCGGUGA